This is a messenger RNA of Durio zibethinus, 7726 nucleotides long. The record is from RefSeq and is a predicted model, not a curated record. Lineage: Eukaryota; Viridiplantae; Streptophyta; Magnoliopsida; Malvales; Malvaceae.
GUUUAAAAAUAAUUUCACCACUUUUCUUUCCUCACAUCUAAUUCGCACCUAACAUUUCUCUUUCCUCCCAACUUCACCACUUUUCUCUCUCUUCAAAGAGAUCCCAUUUCCUCUUUAAGAAAAUAAAAAGAGAAAGUCAAUUCAUAUUUGAUUUUUCUCUCUAUUUCUUUGCAUGUUAAAAGCAUUUCUCCGUGUGAGAAAAAAAAGGAAAUCCCCCACAAAUCCCUCCAUCUUUGUUCUUCAAUUUCUUUAGAACCCUCCAAAGCUUCUACUCCUGAAUUUAAAUCAACAUUUCCCAUCUAACUUUUUUUUUUCUCCCCUUUUAGCUUCAACAAAUAUUCAAUUUUCAAAAACCCAAAAAGAAAGAGAGGGAAAAGAACUAAAAAAAAAGGAAAAAAAAUGAGAAAAUGGAGUUUGUGGGCAAAUCCGUGAAGAAAAAGUUAAAAGGACUCGGUUUUUUCUCAGGAACUGUCAAUUCCUUUGAUUCUUCGACUGGGUUUUUCGAGAUCGUUUACGAGGACGGCAAUUCCGAGGAACUCAGCUUCCACGAAGUUGCUUCUCUUGUCAUGGCUGAUGAUUCUAACCCUAUCCAUGCGGCCAAACCCGAAUCAGGGUUAGAGGUUGUCUGUGCGAAGCGGAGGGUUGGAAGACCCAGGAAACGACGCCGUGUUGAGAGGAAAGUUCGUGUUUGUCCAGGUAAUGUAGAGAAGGAAACCCUAGAGAGUAAUUCGAAUGGGAAUCUGAAUAGAAAUGUUAAUUUAAAUGACCGGUUUGUUGGGAAUUUAAAGGAAAAUGAGGGUUUUGAUGGGAAUUUGAAUGAAACCCUAGAUGAGAAAGGAAUUGGGUCUCCAAGGGAUUUGAAUUUGAAUUUGAAUUUGAAUUUGAAUUUGAAUAAUAAUAGGGAUAUUGAAAUGAAAAAUGGGAUUGAUUUGAAUUCAUCCGGGUUUGAUUUGAAUCUGAAUGAUACGUAUUAUAGUAAUUAUUGUUUCAAUGAUAAUGGGAAUUGUUGUGUUGAGGGAGAGAAUCUAAAGAAGAGGGGGUGUAUUGAUUUGAAUUUGGAUGCGAAUUGCGAUUUGGAUGAUGGUAUCAAUGUUAAUUGCGAAACCCAAAAGAGGGAAUGCGGUUUUGAUUUGAAUGUAGGGGCUGAUGAGGAGAUUAGCAAGGAUGGUAUUGAUGGUAACUGUGGAGGGCAGGGGGAAGCGAGGGAAUGUACCACUUCUGCUGAGAUAAAUCAAGAAACACUGAAAAAGGAGCGAAAUGAUGUGGAAGAGGAUGUUUCUAACGUAGAUUUGAAGGAAGAUCAUUCGAGUUUAGGGUGUGUUGAAGGAUUCCUUGAGAAGGGUGGUGUUUUGGAUACAAAUGUUGUCAAGGGGGAUGAUUUUCAGGGAGUUGGGUUAGUGGGUGUCCCUCAUGCUGGUACUGAAGAAAUUGAUGGGUGCCAAGCCGAUAUUGGAAAUCCAUACAAACAAGCUAAUGGGCGCAGAAAGAAAAGAAAGGUUUCAAAUGACUUCGAUUCUUCAACAGAAAGGGUGAUGAGAAGAAGUGCUCGUAGAGGGUCUGCUAAAAAUCAUGUUUCAAGCACAUCACCGCCCACAAGAACAUCUGCUGUUGGCGAUUUGUCAGUAUCUCCUUCAGUUAGUGCUGUAACAGAGGAGAAGCAGGCUAGGUCAGUCGUUAAAGUGUCUGAAGAGCCUAUUAUUCUUCCUCCAAAGCUCCAACUACCACCGUCUUCCCAGAAUUUGAAUUUGAAUUUGAAUUUGAAUGGGAUUGCUGUACUUGAUAUUUUUUCUAUUUAUGCUUGUUUGAGAUCAUUUAGUACUUUAUUAUUUUUAAGUCCCUUUGAGUUGGAGGAUUUUUGAGCUGCACUGAAGUGCCAGUUUCCUAGCUCAUUAUUUGAUUGUAUUCAUGUUUCCAUUUUGCAAACUCUGAAAAAGCAUUUGGAGUACCUUUCUAAUGAAGGUUCUGAAUCUGCUUCCGAAUGUUUGAGGAGUCUUAAUUGGGGUUUCUUGGACUCUAUUACAUGGCCCAUUUUCAUGGUUGAGUAUCUACUCAUUCAUGGUUCAGGAUUCAAUUGUGGUUUUGAUCUUAAUAGUUUGAAACUAUUCAGAAGUGACUAUUAUAAACAACCUGCAUCUGUUAAGGUUGAGAUACUUAGGUGUUUGUGUGAUGAUAUGAUUGAAGUGGAAGCCAUAAGAUCUGAGCUUAAUAGAAGGUCUUUGGCAUCUGAGACUGACAUGGAUUUUGAUCGAAAUAUGAACAUUGAGUUAUGCAAGAAAAGAAAAGCUGUUAUGGACUUGUCGGGUGGAUCUGGCUUAAGUGAGGAGAUAGUUGAUGACACUACAGACUGGAAUAGUGAUGAUUGCUGCCUUUGUAAGAUGGAUGGGAGUUUAAUAUGCUGUGAUGGCUGUCCUGCUGCUUACCAUUCAAAGUGCGUAGGUGUUGUCAAUGCUCUUUUGCCAGAAGGUGACUGGUACUGCCCUGAGUGUGUAAUUGAAAGACAUAAGCCUUGGGUAAAACCUCGUAAAUCACCUAGAGGAGCGGAGCUUUUGGACAUUGAUCCUCAUGGUCGGUUAUAUUAUAAUAGCUCUGGGUACUUGUUAGUGUUAGAUGCAUGUGAUGCUGAGUACUCCUUGAAUUACUACCACAGGGAUGACCUCAACAAUGUUCUUGAUGUGCUAAAAUCUUCAGAUAUUUUGUAUAGUGACGUGAUAAAAGCAAUUCUCAAGCAGUGGGAUGUAGCUGUUGGCUCUAAUGGAGCUAGUAGUAACUUGGACUCUCUGAAUUCUGUUUUUUCGGAGACAUGUACGAAGGGGAAAAUUCCUACUGUUAGCACAUCCCUACCAACUGUGGCUUCUGCAGAAAUAUGUGCAAUAAAAAAUGAGACUAUUGAUGAUGGAAAACCAGAAGACAAGGAAGUUGCUGAAAAUUCUGGUCAUCUUGAAGUUGAGGUUGCAGAGUCUGCUAAAAUGUUGGCUUUGGUGGCUGGAACAGAAAUCCCAUAUAUAAGUUCUGAAGGGUCAGUUGAAACAAUGCAAAUGAAUUCAGUCAUUUGUAACUUUCAGAAACAAGGAUCUGUUGAGUUAAACCAAUCUGAGAUUCCAGGAAAACACUCACCUCUUGAAGACUCUUCUUUAGUAUCUAAUGGUUUAGGUACUAAGCAAGAAAGCAAGAUAAGGUCAGCAUCUCAGCAAACUCCAUGUACGAUAGAUGCAAAAAGAGGUGAUGAAUCACAAAAACAACCUGGGACUAGCUACUUGAACUACUACAGUUUUGCCCAAACUGCCUCAUUAGUUGUGGAAGAGUUAAUGCCUAAGCCAUCAGAAAAGACAAAUGAUGACUCCCUAAAAUCUGUUGAGGAGAUAAUUGCAAUGCAGAUGAAGGUUAUUUUGAAAAAAUCCAAUAGGUUUCAUUGGCCAGAUAUUCAUAACCUAUAUGUAGAUGCACGCAAAGAAAAUUGUGGGUGGUGCUUCUCCUGUAGAUAUCCUACAGAUGAUUCAGAUUGCUUGUUUAAAAUUACUUCAGGUUUUGUUCAGGAAGUUCCAAAGAGUGAGAUGGUUGGCCUUCGGUCAAAGUGGAACAAAAAGGGCCAUGUUAUAGAUGUCUUAUGCCAUAUUUUUUCCAUUGAAAAUCGUUUGCAUGGGCUUCUGUUGGGUUCAUGGCUGAAUCCACAUUACAUCAAGAUCUGGCAUAAAAACAUUCUUAAGGCAUCCGAUAUUGAAUCAGUUAAACAUUUAUUGCUAAUGUUAGAGGCAAAUCUGCAUCGACUCGCUCUUUCAGCAGAGUGGAUGAAACAUGUGGAUUCUGCUGUCACCAUGGGUUCAGCUUCUCAUAUUGUGAUUGCUUCAAGUCGUGGAUCUGCUAAGCAUGGGAUUGCAAGAAAAAGGGGCAGAUACAAUGAUGGUGAGAGUAAUCCUACUUCUAAUCCUGCUGUAGGACCAAGUAUUUGUUGGUGGAGGGGCGGUAGGGUUUCUCGUCAGCUGUUCAACUGGAAGGUUUUACCCCGUUCUUUGGUUGCAAAGGCUGCUAGGCAAGGUGGAGGCAAGAAGAUAGCCGGCAUAAUCUAUCCUGAGAGUUCUGAUUUUGCAAAGAGAAGCAAAUCUGUUGCAUGGCGAGCUGCUGUUGAGUCAUCAACUAGUGUAGAACAACUUGCUUUCCAGGUAAGAGAACUUGAUUCAAACAUUAGGUGGGAUGACAUUGAAAAUACUCAUGCUCUCCCUACAUUAGAUAAGGAUUUUAAGAAAUCAAUCCGACUGUUCAAGAAAUGCGUUGUGCGCCGAAAAUCAAUAGAGGGAGAUGGGGUGAAGUAUCUCCUUGAUUUUGGGAAAAGGAGAAUCAUUCCCGAUAUUGUCUUGAGAUAUGGGACUGUGGUUGAAGAAUCUUCAAGUGAAAGAAAGAAAUAUUGGUUGAAUGAAACUUAUCUGCCCUUGCAUCUCUUGAAAAGUUUUGAAGAGAAGAGAAUUGCCCGUAAGUCUAGUAAGAUGAUUUCUGGAAAAACCUCUGAGAUCAGUAGGGUGGCAAAGAUGCUGUCAAGGAAUAGGGGGUUCUCCUAUCUCUUGUCUAAAACUGAAAGGUCUGAGUAUAAUCAAUGUGGGCACUGUAACAAAGAUGUCCUCAUCAGGGAAGCUGUACGCUGUCAGUAUUGUAAGGGAUUUUUUCAUAAGAGGCAUGUUAGAAAAUCUGCUGGAGCAAUCAUUGCUGAGUGCACGUUUACAUGCCACCGAUGCCAUGAUGGCAAGUUGAAUGUUAAUGCAAAAAGAGGGGGAAAUGACGCAAAAAGAAGAAAAGGUGAUACAAGGGCGGGGAAGACCAACACAAAAAGUGCAAAAAAACUGCCACAAAAAGGUAAAAAGGCCUCCACAAGUUGCAAAUCGAUUUGGUCAAAAGACAAUAAAAAGUCAGUUGCAGUGCGGAUGUCACUGCGGUCACAGAAGAAUAAAAAGGUUGCUGCUGGUGUGCCACUGCGUCGUUCACCUAGGAAAAUAAAAUACAUUUCUGUGCAAAAGAAAAAGCCUGGUAGGUGCAGGAAAGGCAAACAGAAAUCAAAAAAGAAAGCACAUAAGAAAACAAAGACAAUUACGUCUUGGCAGAAGAAGAGAACAAGGGCUUAUCAUAGUUACUGGCUUAAUGGUCUUCGGUUGUCUAGUAAGCCAGAUGAUGAACGCGUGAUGCAAUUUCAAAGAAAAAUGUUUUUUGCCCCUUCUGAAAAUAUGAUUGUCUCCUCCAAUCAACCCAAAUGUCUUCUUUGUUGUGAAGCAGGCUAUGCAUCUAAUUCACAUUAUGUUGCAUGUGAAAUUUGUGAAGAAUGGUUUCAUGGAGAUGCUUAUGGACUUAAUUCGGAGAACAAAAGCAAGAUUAUUGGAUUUAGGUGUCAUGUCUGCCGUAACAGGACCCCUCCAGUCUGUCCCAAUAUGGUGGCCACGAGAAUUGAUGAGUUUCAAUUGCCUGAGAUGCAAAAUAGUGUUAGGACUGAAUCUUCUGAAGAAGUACAUGGUGCCUUCCUUUCUCCAUGUAAUGUAAAUUCAAAAACAGAGUCUCCUUCAUGUGAAACUUGUGAAGGUUCAUUGGCAAAUGACAAGUGUUUGCAUCAGGAGGAGCAAUUAGGUACCAGUUUGGAUACAAGUCAGGGUCCCAUCUUGGAAUAUAAAUUGGAAUCAUAUGGGACUAUGGUACUUGAUGAGAAGCAGAGUAUAGAUGCACAACAAAUUUCUAACAAUGAAUUGAAACUAAAUACACUAACAUCCUAUGAGAAAGUUAUGUUGGCAGACAGUAGAAUCAAUUCAGGGCAUGAUGUUCCUGCAACUGCGGCUGAUGAGGCAGAGUGCCCUUCACAUGAUGUUCAGCUGGAUUCAUUUGAAACUGAAUUGGCGUCCUUGGGUCAUGACGGGGCCCAUGAUGAUCUGUUGAACACAAUAAACAUUCCAAAAUCAGUAGCAGAUGGAACCUCCUCUGAGUUGCAUCCAGAUAAGUUAGCGGUGUCAGUUAAAUUGUUAGAUGAUGGAGCCAAAACAACAUAGGUUAGAUUUAUAGUUUAACAUUUAAUUGGUGUAACAAGACUGGGAUUAGUGUGGGUGCUAGAUUUGUUUGUAGGAGUAGAGUUUCAUGUAAAUUUUCUGAUGUUGAAAUCAUGGAAAAUUUUUAAACAGUACAUUGGAAUGAUUCAUUUCCAACAGAAAAUAAAAAGUUUACUUGAGCCUAUGAAUCAAAAUGCACUGAUCCAUAUGAAGAUUGCUUCACUUAAUUGCAUUGGUUUUAAGGUUGAAAAGAGCGGCGGGAGGCAUGUCUGGUAGAGACCAUGAGAGCUCUUGGCCAGCUAUUCUCGCAAGUUUACUUUCCGGCAUGCAGAUUGAUGGGUGAUCUAGAGGCCAGUCUUGAUGACAUUAUUUUAUUCCUUCAGAACUGGUUGGUUGACCUGCCUUUAAAAUGCAGGUGACUGUCACCUCUUAACUACUUUUCUUAUUAUUUUUAUUGUCUCUAUUUUGGGUCUUGCAAGAGGAGUCCUUGGUUUGGUGGUAUAUUAAUGCUUAUUGGAUCAUUGUCUUCUACAUUUAGUUUUGAAUGCUGAUUGAUAUCAAAUUAUAGAAUACAAAAAUUUUGUCCCUUUUUUUUCUCACUUGCUCUAUGCUUAGCUAUAUAUGGUCUUAAAUAUAGCACAGUCAUGUAAUAUGAUCCUUGUAGCUGGCCAAAAAUGGAGGGAAUUGGCUUAGUUUAUUGUUGCAGCUGCUAUUUGUGAUAGUGGAAUUUUUUUUUUUAAUUAUUUUUUAUGGUAACUCUCUUGAAAGAUUUGCUUCUCUUAAUUUCUCAUGUUAUCUUGCUCUCUUGAUCUGUUAUAACCAUGAUUUAUUUGAUUGUUUUUAAUGUUGUAGCUGAUAUGUAGAACUUUUUAGUAGUUAUUAUGUUACCUUAUCACAGCUAAUGCAUAUCCUAUAAGCUAGUUUAAUUUCUUUCCUUCCAUUCUUCUUUAAUAUUGUACUAUUUUUAAUGGGAGGGGGCUGGUUUUUCUAUUGCAUGGUUACUGGUGUCACAAGUUACCUGAGUUGGUAUUGUAGCAAACAACAAUCUGCUGAUGUAUGAUAGCAUGACUAGUUGCCUUUUUAGAGGUUUAUUUUGUCUGCAACUUGUAUUCCAUGCUGCAUAGUUGGAAGACGUUCCCUACAGUUGCUGUAUAUCAUGAAGAGAAAAUGAAGCAAAUGAGAGAUUUUGAGCCUUCCCUAUGUUCCCCCUUAGUACAGGAUAUUUGGGCAUUUUGCUUUUCUUAAAUCUUGUGUGAAUCUCAAUCCUGUUGUUGUAUGUUGAACAAGAUGAAUUUCUAUUCACUAGGUUUUCAAUCAAUAUAAAAUUAAUUCGACAUGUACAUUUUAUUUAAGAAGAAUAUUGUUUUUGAGUUUUGUAGGUACCAUUGAUGAGGCGGCGGCGAUUUCAUUGUCACCUUGGUUUUCCCAAGGCAUCAACAAUUCAGGCAAUACAUAAAAGUGCAAGGUAUUUAAAAAGUCAUUGCCGAAUGCAUACUUUUGAUGUACCAAAAAGAAUUUAUAUUGAAUGAUGAGAUUUGCAUGAUUUAUUUAUUAAUAUUUAUAGAUAGUAAGAUAGGUGGAACAGCUGAUUGUAAUUUUAAUCCAACACACAAAAAAGAUAUGUUUGAAGCCUUUUGGUUGGUAAGAAGUAAAAUGGUUGUUGAACUUUCAGAGCGGGCGGCCUUGGGAUGCUGAUAUAAUUAAAUUGAAUAUAU